Phaethon lepturus (White-tailed tropicbird) is the source of this 404-nucleotide messenger RNA. Its product is annotated as UPF0586 protein C9orf41-like. The record is from RefSeq and is a predicted model, not a curated record. Lineage: Eukaryota; Metazoa; Chordata; Aves; Phaethontiformes; Phaethontidae. The annotation marks the transcript as partial. The transcript is spliced from 3 exons. Gene Ontology annotation, molecular function: S-adenosylmethionine-dependent methyltransferase activity.
GAGCGGGAGCAUUUCCGUAGGAUCAUCAACGCGUUCCGAUACUACGGAACUAAUAUGCAUGAAAGGGUGAACAGAACAGAGAGACAGUUUAGAUCUCUCCCAGAUAACCAACAGAGUCUUCUUCCUCAAUUCCUUCCUCACCUUGAUAAGAUUCGGAAGUGUGUUGAUCAUAAUCAAGAGAUGCUACAGACCAUUGUCAAUGGCUUCAUUCAUAUGUUUGAAAACAAAGAAUAUGGAGAUGUAAGAGGGAAGAUUACUCCAGCUUCAACAUUUGACAUGGAUAAAUUAAAAUCAACUUUGAAACAAUUUGUGAGAGACUGGAGUGAAGAGGGGAAGCCUGAGAGAGAUUCCUGCUACCAGCCAAUAGUUAGUGAAAUUGUAAAGAACUUUCCAAAAGAAAGAUG